Molecule: messenger RNA, 606 nt
Organism: Rhizophagus irregularis DAOM 181602=DAOM 197198
Lineage: Eukaryota; Fungi; Glomeromycota; Glomeromycetes; Glomerales; Glomeraceae
Source: RefSeq, a predicted model, not a curated record
AUGGAUGUGGCACUUUGUAUAACACCAAAAAAGGGAGAUAUUUCCUUAUCGAAUAGAUAUUUUAAUCGUUUACGCCAAUUAUUAAUAGAUAAAAUAUUGGCGGUUAAAAAUAGAACCACUUCCGCAUCAGAUAAAAAUAGGCAAACAAAGACCUUUAUUCGAUUUAGUUCCGGGCCCCACGUGAUUUACCUGGGAUACUACUUCGCCUGUGGAUUUGUAGGAAAUAAUGAUCAUUGUUGUCAACAACCAGCUGCUGUCGUACUUUCACACAAUCGACGAAAAUGUAAUAAUCAUCUCCCGAGUUUUAUAAUACAUGGAGAUAAGAGUCGUCAAACUGGCAAAUUACCUCAAAACCCUAGUUUUUAUGUCCAUAAUCGUAGUUAUAUCCCUCAUAAUCACGCAAAAGAAGUUCAUUCAACACGAUUAGGUAUCUCAUACGACGUUAUUACACGUAAAUAUAAUGAAUGAAGAGGAAAACAUGAUUUUUAUCUUCAAAAUGUAAUGGAACCAACAUCUACAAAAACGAAGAAAGGUGUGGACACCUCGCGCAUGUACUACAAAGAAUAUCAUAACUUUGCACUGUAUGCUAACCGUACACAACAACAA